Molecule: messenger RNA, 2746 nt
Organism: Carcharodon carcharias (great white shark)
Lineage: Eukaryota; Metazoa; Chordata; Chondrichthyes; Lamniformes; Lamnidae
Gene: lyn
Product: LYN proto-oncogene, Src family tyrosine kinase
Exons: 14
Coding region: 333-1862 (509 amino acids)
Biological process (GO): innate immune response; protein phosphorylation; cell surface receptor protein tyrosine kinase signaling pathway
Cellular component (GO): extrinsic component of cytoplasmic side of plasma membrane
Molecular function (GO): signaling receptor binding; non-membrane spanning protein tyrosine kinase activity; ATP binding
Source: RefSeq, a predicted model, not a curated record
CAGGAAGUAAACGUAGAGAAAAAAAAACUCGCUAGUUGGUUCCUCAAUUUUAUUUGUGCUGCAGUGAGUGGAUAAGGCAGCUGUAAAUUUUCUCUGAACUGCUUUCUAUUCAAUGUGCAAAAACUUCGGUGUGUGUUUUAAACGUUCAGGAAUCCACAUGUAGAAUAUUUCCCUUGGAUUGAUAAAACCUCAGUACAACUAAAAGACCAAUUCUAUCCGACUCCCAUUUGGUCACUGCGAGAGACAAGACUAAGAGGUCUGAUGUAGAAAAAAAGCUUCUGAGAUUAAGUAUGAACGGCUGUGGUUGAUGACCAGCCUUAUGUGAAGAAAAUAUGGGAUGUAUAAAGUCAAAGAACUUCACUGAAGAACCUAAAGAAUUGAAGGAAAAACCAGUACGUAAAUCUGAACCAACUAUUUAUGUGAGAGAUCCCACAUCCAAUACACAAGUGCCAAAUCCAAACCAGGAUUCUCAUCUUUUACCUGGCCAGAAGUUUCAGAAGUUUGAAGAAACUGAUGGCAAAAUAGUUAUAGCCUUGUAUGCAUAUGAUGGAAAUCAUACAGAUGACCUGAACUUCAAGAAAGGAGAAAGACUGAAAGUGCUUGAAGAGCAUGGUGAAUGGUGGAAAGCCAAGUCACUCGUAACUAGAAAAGAGGGAUAUAUUCCCAGCAAUUAUGUGGCAAACAUCAAUACACUGGAAACUGAGGAGUGGUUCUUUAAAGAUAUCAGUCGCAAAGAUUCAGAGAGACAUCUGUUAUCACCUGGAAAUAAAACUGGUGCUUUCCUCAUUAGGGAGAGUGAAACGUCAAAAGGUAGUUACUCACUGUCGAUGAGAGAUUUUGAUCCUCAGAUGGGCGACGUAGUUAAACACUACAAGAUUCGAUGUUUGGACAGUGGAGGAUUUUACAUUUCUCCUAGAAUUACAUUUGUUGACCUAAAUGAGCUAAUUAAACAUUAUCAAAAACAGCCUGAUGGCCUGUGUCGAAAGCUUGGAUCCCCCUGUAUUAGCCACAAACCACAAAAACCAUGGGAUAAAGAUGCAUGGGAAAUUCCACGAGAAUCUGUGAAACUGGUUAAGAAACUUGGAGCUGGACAGUUUGGAGAAGUAUGGAUGGGUUACUAUAAAAAUUCUACAAAAGUAGCUGUGAAAACUUUGAAACCAGGCAGCAUGUCUGUGGAAGCCUUCCUUGAAGAAGCCAAUCUAAUGAAGAAACUCUUACACGACCGAUUGGUACGGCUCUACGCAGUGGUGACUAAAGGAGAUCCAAUUUACAUUAUUGCUGAAUUUAUGGCCAAUGGUAGUUUACUAGAUUUCCUGAAGACAGAUGAAGGGAGGAGGCUUAUAUUACCAAAAAUGAUUGACUUCUCGGCACAGAUUGCAGAAGGAAUGGCAUUUAUUGAAAGAAAAAAUUACAUCCAUCGAGAUCUUAGAGCAGCUAAUGUUUUGGUAUCAGAAAAUCUGAUGUGUAAAAUCGCUGAUUUUGGCCUUGCUCGAAUAAUUGAAGAUAAUGAGUACACAGCCAAAGAAGGAGCUAAAUUUCCAAUUAAAUGGACAGCACCUGAAGCUAUAAGCUAUGGAUCUUUCACAAUUAAGUCAGACGUUUGGUCCUUUGGGAUACUCUUGUAUGAAAUCGUCACAUUUGGAAAAAUUCCGUAUCCAGGGAUGUCUAACACAGAAGUUGUAAAUGCUAUUGGGCGUGGUUAUCGCAUGCCACGUCCUGAAGAAUGCCCACAAGAGCUGUAUGAUGUCAUGAAAGAUUGUUGGAGAACUAAAGCUGAAGAUCGGCCAACCUUUGAAUAUCUUAAAGAGCUGCUUGAGGACUUUUAUACAGCAACAGAAGGCCAAUACCAACAGCAGCCAUAGAGAAAUUUAAAAGAAACAAAUCCAUAACUAGAACAAGCUGUUAAAUUAUGUGAAAGAGAGUCUUCCGUUUGAUUGACACCAGCUGUAUAUACCAUAAUUAGUGUGCAGACUAGUUAUUCUUACAUUCUUCAUUCUUGUUUUUUUAAAAUUCUUAACAUUUCAUUUCUUUAAAAACAUCACUUCAGUACCACUUUUUACUGGAAUGAAAAAGCUGGUUUUUCACAAAUUUUGCAGUCAUAAUAACUGAUAUUUGACAGCUUCGAUGAAGUGUUACUACAUGAGAUUUUUACUGUGUGUAUGUGCAAAAUGCAGAAAAUUGUAUAUAUAGAUAAUAGCAAAGUCUACAGUAUACUAACAUUAUACAUAAACAAAAUUGCACUGACUAUAGUACAAAGGAUUAAAUGUUAAUACAUCAUAUCCUUUGCUUUAAGAUAUUUUAUAUUCAUUAUUUCAUUUGGGUUUUGGGAUUGAUAACAGUACAUCAAAAUACGUGUACAAUUUAUACACAUUCCCACAAACAAUUCAAAAACUAUCCAGCACCACAGCUCCAGAUUUAAUACACUUCUUUUGAAGAUUUGAAUGAAACAUUGGAAUAAAACUCCAUGAGCCUGAAAUGAGUUGAACUCUAAUUAUGUUUAUGCAUUUUUCAACUGAUUUUCCAGAAGUGAAUUAACUUUGUGUAACCAGAAAAAUUUCACUCUUCCUUUAUUGUAAAUGGUAUUUUAUUCCAUGUAUUUUGUACAAUAAAAAUUGACCAUCAGUUUUAAUGGAACUGUUAAUGGAUGUAUACCCUAUUUUGUAAAAUGUGCAAUAAUUUGCUUUGAUUUUUCUGUUUUCCCUUUGUGGGAAGCAAUAUACAAUAAAUUAUGAAUUUGUAACAUGAA